UCUUUUGGAUGCUCCCAAAUGCAUAAGAUUGUUGUGGAUGUUUUUGGCUAUACGAAUUGAGUCUUAAAAAUUCAAUGGGAAUUGAGAUGCUCACUGGUGCUGGGGUGUGUAUUUUCUUUAUCCAGCACGUUGUGUGUGAAAAUGUGCUCAAAGAGUUUUUCCCAUACGAGUAAGCUGCCUUUUACUUCGAACGGCUUGAAAAAUGUUACCUAUUAAAAAGAUGGAUGAAAUUAUAUUCAAGUCUUAUAAGGAGCAUGUCACAUUUUUAUUAAAUUUUUUUAAGCCGUUUAAUGCAAAAUGAGGCCUAAAUUCGGGAACAAUUCAAUUUUUGUCUUUUGAUUAUGCCGUUUCGUAGUUUAGUGGUCGCCUGGUCGGCGGUUUCAUGUUUUAACGUGUUUUGUCUCAACGGCAUGUUAACAUGAAACGAUUCAAAUGAAAUCCUCUCCCAUGUCGUUUGGGCAGAUCUGGGUUUACAUUUCAAGCCCAAUGGGCGGUUCAAAGCUUAAUAAAUUUUGGCGCCCUCCAUUAUUGACGUCUGUGCUACAAGUCGUUUUAUCAGAAAAAGAAGUAAGCUACAAGUCGUUUUUAUGAUUCCCCAAAUCCCAAGCAAACCAGAGGAACCGCUUGGGACCAUAUAAAACGGUUAAAACUUUCUUUUUCUCCCUCUUCUGCUGCGGCCUGUGAGAAGAACAACAAUGGUAAUAUUCUGUUUACCCAAACGCGUUUAUCUCUGUUUGGUUCUCAGGAAAAGAGUGAUAACAAGGAAUUUGUUGAAUGAUUCUUGUGGUGUACGAUCAGCUAUACCGGUUUCUGGUACGGAGAACCGGAAGCAACUUCAGUGCGGUGAUUCUGAAGCGGCUUUUCAUGAGCAAGAUCAGUUUCUCAAUCAUGGCGGUCCAAAUGCAUGUACUCAUUGUUAUUUCAGCCCUGGCUUUCUCAUUCUUCACCGCCAAUGGUUCUGACCCUGCAAGUUCAGAUAAAGCACCACUACCUAAAUUUGCUUUCAGUUGGUUGGAUGACAAAGACACAUUCCGUGCCGGUGAUGUUGCGGCUAUAAAGAUUAAAGUACUGGAACACGCUGACAAGCUUGAUAAAAAUGCUUUUAAGCCCACUCUUACAGUGAACGAAAAGAUGGGGAAUAGCUCUUAUGUAUCUGGGGUUCUUUUGGAUUUUGAGGGUGAUCCUAGUGAUUGGAGAAUUAACUUCAUUGUGAUCACAGCCGGGUUAUUCAAUGUGCUCAUCGAGGAGAACGAUUUCAAAGUGCUCGAUUCCUCGAUGCAUUUCCAAGUUGAACCAGGUCAAAUGUACCCGUCUGUCUGUGUUGCUUCUUGGAUGAAUCUCAUGAAUGAGUUUGAUGCCGGGACAAAAGCGGCAGUUCUGAUACUUCCUAGAGAUGCAUUUGGGAAUAAUAUCUCUUCAACCACUGAAGAGCCCAAUGUACAUAAUUUUACGGUGUCAGCAUUUUAUGCAAAUGGUUCCAUUGCAGUUGUCCCAAACAUCACCUUCAUGGGUUGGAAUGAAUUUGGUUAUAUCAUCAUCGAGUUUAUUACAGUGCAGGCUGGAGACCUCUCAUUGCAUGUAGAAGGUGACAAUGAAACUUUGAAUGGCUCUCCACUACCAUUUAAGGUGAACCCAGGACCUCUAGAGAUUUCCAAUUGCAUGGCUACGUGGAACUUUGAACCAAAUGGGUGGCAACUAUUCUCAAAGAUGGAAAUAUUUAUACAGCAAAAGGAUCAAUAUGGGAAUUUUGUUCCAGGAUUAUAUGAAUUUGACGCUGAAGUUGUUGAAAAAGAGACGAAUUUGUCUAUCCCUGUUGCAGACUUACACUUUGAAGAAGUCAUGGCAGGAAUUCAGUUGUUUUCUUUUAGCAAUUUGGAACCAGGGAACUUCUUACUAACAAUAUAUGAUCUCAAGCAUGAUGAAAGCAUUUCCAACAUGCCAUAUGCCUAUACUGUCUUCGUAGGUUAUUGCGAUGGUUUGGAAAGUGUUGUCAAUGGAUCUGGUCUAAAUAAUUCGCUUUCCGGGGAAGUGGCAGAGUUCUCAGUUUAUUUGAAUGAUCUUUAUCAAUACCCCUCUCAGGUUGAAGUAGAGAGGCUUCAAGUACAAAUUGCAAGGGAAAUUGAUUCCUAUUAUGUAUUGCCAAGCAUAUAUCCUCUGCAUGUCACCAACGGCAGUGAACCCACUGGGAGAUUGAGAUAUGGUGCCACAAGCCAGAUGGAAAUUGCCCCUUCACCGUCUGUUGAUUUGAGUAACAUUUCUGUUGGGAACUCAAAAGUUCAGGCCAGUUCCUUUAAUGUGGUGUAUACACCUGACAAGAGUGGGAUUUAUGAAAUUCGUGUAUUUUGUGGAAAUAUUCUACUGAAUGGUGGCCAGUCAUUCACAAAGUAUGUAAUAGCAGGUGAAGUUAACAUAUCACUCUCAGGAGUUAUGAGAUUCACUCCCAAGGUGCCAAAACUGAUUAAAAAUGAAAUAGUAGUGCAGCUCAAGGAUUCAUUUCAAAACCCUGUUUUGUCGCAGCAAUCAAGGCUGAAGUUAGAGAUUGCUUCAAUCAACAAUUCUGGUUUUUCAAGUUGGACGUUUGUAGAUAACAAUGAUGGGUCAUACACUGUUCAUUAUCUGGCCAAGGAUGUUGGCACUUACCAGAUGUGUGCUUCUUUUGAUGGAAAACAACUCUCACCCUGCCCGUUUGGAGUCAAUGUGUACACUAGUGAAUAUUUUCCCAUAGCCUACAAUGAUACAAUAUCUGUUUGGGAGGAUGAGUCCAUUGCUUUUGAUGCUUUAGCAAAUGACUACUUUGCUGGUGACAAUGCAACUAUUGUUGAAUACACAAAACCAGGUCACGGUUCACUUUUACAGUAUGGAAGGCUUCUUAGAUAUACCCCUUACAAAGAUUAUUAUGGGAAUGAUUCUUUUUCAUACACAAUGUCUGAUAUAAAUGGCAAUCUUGCUACUGCCACCGUAAACAUUUCUGUUCUCAGUAUCCCACCCCAGUUUGUUUCCUCUCCAAGUGAAUUGCAAGCAACUGAAGAUGUCGUAAAUCCCAGAUUCGGGGGCUUCUCUGGGUUUGAGAUUAAAUAUUCAGAUCAGAUGGAGAACAUUUCCAUUACUCUCAGUGCACAGUUUGGGACUGUCUUUUUGUCUCCAAUGCUGAUGCAAUUUUGGCAGCCAAUGUGGAGUGGACUAUUUAUAAACAGAGGGGGCCAAGAAGCAGAAGACCUGAUCUUAGAAGGCUGCACAGAAGUAAUCAAUUUUGCGCUUCAGUCAAUUCAGUAUCUUGGAAAUGAGAACUUCAGUGGUAAUGAUACAAUGCGAGUCUCUACCAGGAACAAGAAUGGAAAAAACGAUUUGGAUGUUCCAGUUUUUGUGGACCCUAUCAAUGAUCCUCCAUUUAUUCAUGUCCCUGAAAUUAUUAUCCUGAAGGGUAAUGAAGACGAGUCACUGAUCUUUGACAGAGAAAGAGACAAGUUUGAGUUUUAUGUUGGGGAUCCAGAUCUUCUUAACUUCACAGGUGGUGAGAUAAACUUCAUAGUGGAAUUCUCUUUGGAAGUUAAUGAUGGACUUUUGGUCACUAGUUUACCAGCUGAGCUCAUUAAUACAACUGAACUGAAGUUAAAGAACAGUUAUCUGUGGCAACCUCUGCAGACAUAUGUUACUAUCUCAAAACAUUUUACAGUCAAAGCUAACGGUAUUAGAUUUCGGGGCACAGUCAAUUAUUGCAAUAGUAUUAUGCAACAACUGUUUUAUCAUGGUGGAGAACAUGGUGCUAUUUUAACAGUGACAUUAAAUGAUAUGGGAAACUAUGGGUGUUAUCCAGAUUGUGCUGAAAGGGUAUCAUUGCCUUUAUACACUGAGGCUGCUGUAAAUCUAAUAAGAAGAAGGCCAAUGAGUUCAUUGGUAGCUCAUACCCUAGGAUCAGCUAUUGUCAUCGAAUUUCUCAUGGUUUUCUCUCUUGGAGUAUUGCUUCUAUUUUUUACAUGCAAGUGUGCAUUUCUUCUUAUAAAUGAAAGAAGAAACCGGCACAUGGAAAGUUCAGAGAUAGCUAGUGUGCAAAGUUCUCAUGAACCAACUCUAAGCACAAAUUUAUCUGGGGAUACAACUUACUUCACUGGAUGCUGUUCAAGCUCCUCCUGGUCUAGAAGCCAAUUUUCCAACUUUCGCCAGCGGUCUCGACGUCUAUCUGUAAAAGGAGAAUCGAGGAAGCCAGAGUUUCACUCUUCUCAUUCUUUUGGUGAUCAAAGUCAGCGAACUUCUCUACCCAGUAUCAAGGCACUUGCUAUUGAAAAAGGGCAAACUGAAACAGGUUGACAUAUUUUGCAUAAACUUGAACUCUUUAACUAAUUCAGAGACUUUAACCUUGUCGAAAGACAAUUUUAUUUUAUUUUUUAUUAACAAGCUUUUUUUUUGGGGGGUCAUUUCAUUAAGAGGGUUUUGAUAAGUAAUGUUCUUUAUUGAUCGACAUUGUAUGUUGAUUUCAACAAGAAAUUAUUGUUGAAGCGAUUUUUAGCCUGGUGACGUCACCUCCGAUUCGUUCCUUCACAUGUAACCUGCAAUAAAGUAAAGACCCGCCGGGGUUGGCUGGCGGAGCCUCUUCUGACGCCCAAGUUAGUAGGGAGAGUAAGAGAGAGAAUGAUCAUAUUAGAUGGGAUCUUUACCUCUUAGAUGAUGUACGUAUAUAUAGGCUUUAUUUUACUGUUGAUGCACAGUAAAAGUCUUAUUAUUGUACAAUGAGA
Molecule: messenger RNA, 4730 nt
Organism: Alnus glutinosa
Lineage: Eukaryota; Viridiplantae; Streptophyta; Magnoliopsida; Fagales; Betulaceae
Product: protein GAMETE EXPRESSED 2-like
Exons: 17
Coding region: 775-4305 (1176 amino acids)
Biological process (GO): actin cytoskeleton organization; pollen sperm cell differentiation
Molecular function (GO): actin filament binding
Source: RefSeq, a predicted model, not a curated record